This is a messenger RNA of Actinia tenebrosa (Australian red waratah sea anemone), 1086 nucleotides long. Its product is annotated as SPRY domain-containing SOCS box protein 3. Gene Ontology annotation, cellular component: SCF ubiquitin ligase complex. Lineage: Eukaryota; Metazoa; Cnidaria; Anthozoa; Actiniaria; Actiniidae. Gene Ontology annotation, molecular function: protein binding. The record is from RefSeq and is a predicted model, not a curated record. Gene Ontology annotation, biological process: intracellular signal transduction; proteasome-mediated ubiquitin-dependent protein catabolic process.
CUUGUGUCAAGUUCGACGUUUUCAAGCCACAUUUACUCGCGAUACUAUUGUACACCCAACAGUAUCAUAAAUGAUCGCUAUAUUUAUUAGUGAAAUAGCUAUAAUUUUAUAGGUAAUUCUCUUCUGAACUGACGCACAACCAGAUAUUUAGUGAACUCAAGUCACUGAAAAGAUUUGUACAACAGCCAUCGUGUCUCUGUGAUUAAAGAUAUUGUUCAAGACAAAACAGUUAAAAUGGGUUUUUUGAUACAUGGUUUUUUCAAAUCCUUCUCGCCAUGGAAAGACGCAUUCAAAGAAGACUGGACAUGGGAUACUGAUAACAGGUCACCAGACGUAUUUUUAUGUUUAGAUAACAAGAUCGCAUGUUUUCAUAUUGAUCCAGUGGAUAUGAGCACAGGGACGGCCGCUGUCCGUGGAAAUAAGGCUUUCACACAUGGCCAACAUUACUGGGAAGUAAAACUGUCUGAUGUCUAUGGGACAUCAGUAAUGGUUGGAGUAGGAACAAAAGAUGCUGUGCUACAUACRAAUAAUUAUGAAUAUGUGAACCUUAUUGGCAAAGAUAGCCAAAGUUGGGGCUUGUCCCACAAGGGAGAGAUAUGGCACAAUGGAAAAAAAAGAAAAUUCUGCGAGCCAUUUUUCGAUUCCACUGUGAUUGGUAUUUUGCUAGAUAUGGAUCAAGGAACUUUGUCGUAUUUUAAAAAUAAUGAACUCUUAGGAGUAGCAUUUUCUGGGCUGUGUGAAAGUACUUCGGAGCUGUAUCCGAUUGUUUCAUCUACUGCAACUGAAUCAGAAGUGGAGAUUGGGGAUCGUAGCUGUAAAUAUAUGUCUCUUCAAGAUCAGUGCUGGAAAACAAUCUUAAAACAUGUUUCUGAAGACAAGACUGAAUCAUUGCCUUUACCUCCAACACUGUGUAAAUAUCUCAAAGCAAAGACAUAAAUCAUUUAAUAUAAUAUGUAAAUAAUGUUGCUAUAGUUAUAAGAAUUAUAUCACAUGUAUAUUGUUGAUGUAGAGGAAAAACUUAUGUAUAUUAUCAGAAUAAUAAGGUUUAUGAGUAUACAAAUAAAUAUAAGGUUGAUAUUUGGAAAA